Monodelphis domestica (gray short-tailed opossum) is the source of this 1346-nucleotide messenger RNA. Lineage: Eukaryota; Metazoa; Chordata; Mammalia; Didelphimorphia; Didelphidae. The record is from RefSeq and is a predicted model, not a curated record.
AUGGGGGAGAGGCAAGGCUGCCAGGGCUGCCAGGGCGAGCCUGAGCACCCCCUCCAUGUGAGACUUUGGGCUUUCUUGCAGGGUCCGGUGCAGAGCCAUUUGAUGUGUGCCGUCAGGGAAGAAGUGGAGGUGCUCAAAGAGCAGAUUAAAGAACUGAUAGAGAAAAACUCCCAGCUGGAGCAGGAGAACACUCUGCUGAAGUCUCUGGCCAGUCCCAAGCAACUCGCCCAGUUCCAGGCCCAGCUGCAGGCUGGCUCUCCCCCAGCCACCUCGCAGCCCCCUGCGCAGCCAGCGUCCCAGGGCUCAGGACCCUCGGCAUAGCCGCUCAUGGCCCUUCCAGGAGCUGAACUAGCCGGAACGUGCCGCAAGCCCGCCCCUUCACUGCGCGCACUGCACUAGACCGCGGGAGCCGGCCAGGGACACCCGAAUCCUUCGGUUUCCAGUGUUAAGCGCUCGUCCGCUUUGGCCUUGAAGAAACUUCUUGGACUGCUGACUUUGCCUGUCAGGCAGAGAACUGGGAACCCCGGCAGCUUCCCGGGCGCCCCGGCAGGGGCCCAUUACCUUCCCGAGGGGCGGAGCGGCCGCUGCUUCUCCCCCGCAGCGGUCCAGCCCGACUCCUGCACACUUGGCAUCUGGAAGCAGAGGCUGCUCCGACAAGGACUUUCCCCACCCAUCAGCUACUGGCGAGGGGAGACAAAGUAAGGCCCGACGCGCAGGCUCACCCCAAAUGAGGGGACAUUGUAGUUCCGCAUCCCGUUGGACGCCUGUCACCAAAUCACCCACUUUCUGCAAGAAGCGGCGCACGCCCAGCUGUUAGGGCGCCUGAAAGGGGACAGGCAGCCGGGACCUCGCUUAUUAACUCACAACGAAGCUUCCUUGGCCCGAUGGGUAUUUGUGUGUGUGCCGGGCAAGGGUUCCGUGAAACAGAAGACUACAACUACGACCUGGGGCUGCGCAGACUGAAACGUAGCUGCUUCACUGGCCAGUCUGGAGUCUGGACAGUCCUUUAUUAUAUACAUUAAAUGCUGCGUGACAAAGUGCUCCUGAGCAAACGUUCGGCAUUUAGAAGAUUUCGGCUGUUGGUGCAACUUCGGAGAUUCCGUGCUGCCCCAUUAAUAGCCAAGGAAACCCCAGGUCACCGAACUGCUGCUCAAGACACUUCCCAUGCUCCUCAAUGCGACCGAGCUAAGAGUAUGGAUCUCCCAGCCUGCGUUUUUGCAUAUCACCUGCAUAGUAGUCAGGUGCAUAUGUUUUGUGCCUGUUCUCUAAACAUGUAACCGGUUCCUGUAUUUAACUGUGGCGCUUGUCAGCUUUCAAUAAAGCAUACACAAUGUUGAUAAAACAAA